AUGGAUCAAAUACAAAUUAUAAAUUACCGCCAAAAAUUAAACCAUUCUAUUAUGGAAGAUGAAUUUCAAUUAAGUAAACUAUUACCGCUCAUUCAAAAUUUACAAAAAUCUUAUGAUGAUGUAGAGAAAUCAAUCCAACAUAAAAAGUCCGUACUAUCAAAUUUAAUUAUGUAUGAAACAAUGAAAGAGAAUACUAUGCAUCUUUUGGAGGAAAGUAAUGAUUCAAUUAAAACAUCAAAUAAUUAUAAUAGCCCAAAUAUUUCUCCAUCAAUGUUAUCAUCUAUUUCACCAUCAUCCAUUUUUCAAAAUAGUUUGACACCUGAUAAAACUUUUUCAAAUAUCUCCGAAAAGGAAGAUAAUUAUUUUUAUAAAAAUAAUAUUUCAAAUAUUAGUUCUAAUUCAAGUACAAUAUCAAAUGAUAAUGUUUAUGUUGCUACAGUUACUAUGAAAAUUGCAGAAGAUUCCUUAAGAAAUGCUGGUGGUAAAUUAAUUGGAGUUAAUGGAUCAAAUAUUAAAAAAAUCCGUCGUGACUGUGCUUGUUGUAUUCAUUUGCGUGGUCGUGGUUCAACAAAGCUUUCUGAAUUAAAUGAUAUACAAAAUAAAAAUAGAGCUAGUGUAAGUAAAGCUUUUGAACCAUUACAUGUUAUCAUUCAAUCAGUUCAUAAUGAUCGAGAUAUAGCUAUUGCAAAUGUUAACAAAGCUAUUGAUAGAGUUACUCAAUCAUUGGAUCGUGGAAUUAAAGAUGCUGACAAUUCACGUCAUGAAAUUAUGAAUUUAGAAAUAAAAGAAACUAAGAAAAGAUACAACAAACGAUCUUCAUUAUACUUAUAA
Messenger RNA from Strongyloides ratti, 831 nucleotides. Its product is annotated as K Homology domain and K Homology domain, type 1-containing protein. Lineage: Eukaryota; Metazoa; Nematoda; Chromadorea; Rhabditida; Strongyloididae. Gene Ontology annotation, molecular function: RNA binding. The transcript has 2 exons. The record is from RefSeq and is a predicted model, not a curated record. The coding region runs from base 1 to 831 and encodes 276 amino acids.